This is a messenger RNA of Rhizoctonia solani, 2970 nucleotides long. RefSeq lists its product as uncharacterized. The transcript has 5 exons. NCBI's taxonomy places the organism in Eukaryota, Fungi, Basidiomycota, Agaricomycetes, Cantharellales, Ceratobasidiaceae. Bases 1 to 2970 code for a protein of 989 amino acids. The record is from RefSeq and is a predicted model, not a curated record.
AUGGCCCCCUCUGUUGCUCAACACAGAAAUCUUUCCCCGAGUGACGUGCACACGGGUCUUGCGACCACUCCACCUACUAGUAAGAACACCAACAGCGAGCAAGCACCAGAGAGCGAGCAUACUGCACAAACAGAAACACACACAACGAUGGCUCCGUCGUCGCGUAUGGACCUUGCAUCGUUGCUGCAGCCAGAGUCGGAGAGCUCGCAACGACGGCCACCAGCAUCCACACCAGCAUCUGCACCGCCACCCGCGGCCCCGAGCCAACCACCCGCACCACCGCCGCCAGCACCGGCUCCAUAUACGACCAACGAGCCACUGGCGUCGUCAUACCCGCAUUCGUACUCCCAACCAUCGUCAAAUUCAAACCAAAACUAUGCAAAUUCGUCGAGUCAAUACUCGCACGCAUACGCGCCUCCCUCCCAGUCCCAUGGCCAUGGAUCGUAUCAUCCUCCAGCCAACUACACGCCCUCGCCGACACACACGUCCCAGCCGGCGCACCAUUUCCACUCGCACACACACCAUUCACAUCCAUUGCAUCCUCCCCAGGGGCACAGCCACCUCUCUGGUCACCCACACCCUCACCACCAUCACCACACCCACACCCACCAGCACUCGCACUCCCAUUCUCACACUCAUCAUCCACACCACCCGCUGCCUCAUCCCCACUCACAUGUCCACGUGAUCCACAGCCACCCCGCGCCCUCGACGUCCGCCAACCCGCCAUCGGGCCCACAGCCACCUGCCCCAUCUGGCCCCGGCUCGAGCUCGUCUGUCGCGGGCUCCCCGCCAGGAUAUGGCUCGUCCCAUUUCUCAAACGGCCCACCUCCCAACGCUUCCCGGGGUCCUCAACCUAUUAUCCCGAUCACCCCCGCCCCCCGGUCACCAGUUGCUGCUUACCCCGCAGGUGCUUCUCGUUCCCCCGCCGCACCCUACAAUAUAUACGGUGCAGGCUCCAUAAUGAGUCGCCCGCGUAGCCCUAUGGCUUCCGACUAUUCAGUGAGCUAUUCAUUAUCUUAUCUUCAGGACUCUGUUGACGUUUUGCGAUCUCAGUCUUCGGCUCCGCCUCCUCACGGUCCGAGCUCUUCUUCAGGAUCAAGACGAAAUACGCUGUCGGGACCUGGAGGGCCUCAGCCCAUUGACCCUGUGCCUCUUCGUGAUUACCCGCCCUAUCCGGGCGCUGCUUCUAAGCACCCAGACGACAACUAUCCCCCAUCGGCAUUUAGUGCCCCAAUAUACGGUUCUCGGCCCGAAUCUCCCAAUACCUCGACUGGGGGCAAGAAUCGACGCAGUGGGGGUGGUGUUAACAGCAUAUCAAGUCGAAAUGCUCGGUCUGCGAGCGUCAAGCGAAGUAUUGGGGGUGCCGCCGAGGCCAAGCGGAUGACUGCUGACCGCAGCAGGGAGCGAGAAAAGGACGAACGGGAGCUGGAAAGAGAGCGUGAGGAUCUCAUGUAUCGCGAGCGAGAAAGGGCUGUCCUAGAACGGGAGCGCGAGCGGGAAGAACGCCGGGACCGAGAGCGCGAGUAUGAUGAACAAGUGCGAGCAGCCGCGAGGGAGCGAGAGCGAGACAGGGAUCGUCAGCACGAGCUCGACAUGCGAGACUCGCGCCGCCCGCCUGCUCCUAGUAAACGCAUCGAGAACGAAUUCUCCCGGCGUCCGCCCGAUGACUGGGACCGUAUGCGCGAACGUGAUCGAGGACGAGUACCGAGAGAACCAGAGCGAGACUGGCGGCGCGAACAAGAAGACCCACGACAAAACAUUUCAUCCUUGGUCUCAACUAAACACCUUCCCCCGCUCUCGCAUGGUUAUGAUGGCAAACAGUCUCAUUUACAUACAAUACCUCCACCACUACCACAACAGCCUCGCACUUCACACCACUACGCUCGUCAUCCAACUCCACCCCCACCUGCACUCCCUAUUCUCUCACCGAUCUGGCUCGCCGCGCGGGUCCCUCGUCCCACGAUCCCGCUGUGGGGAAAUGCUGUCACGGGGUACACCGACGAUUCCAAUUUGCUGCUUGCCGCAGUCCACUCGGGCCGAACAAACUGGUCUGAAAUUCGACGGGCCAGGCGACUCAAACAGGACGCCAAAAUUAUUGUUGGUGUAUGGGUAGGCGGUGCCAACGGCGGCCGACACGCCGUGCGACCAAAAGGAGGCGCAUGGGAAGGCGGCCAAGGAUCAGGCCAACUGUGGAGUAGUUCGUGGGGGAACAGUCACGAUGGUGGGGGAAUGGAAAUUGUCCAAGUCGUAUGGACAGAGAAGGAUGCUGCGCACGCCCCUCAUCGCCCCAAUCGGCGCGAACGAAUGGAACAAUACGCAAAGCGUCGAGCGGAUUUGGAUCUCGUCCCACCUGCUAAACGGGAUCGGAUCGAUACGUGGUACUUGGACUCUGACGACGAAGAUGCCCAGUUGUCUGUACCCACGAAGCGCACCUGGGAUGUACCCGAAACGAUCGUGUUUGGAAAGGGCGGAACGACGUCAGGGUUUGUAUACGAUCCACAUGCGCUUCGGUCGGUCGUAUUCGAAGAAUCCAACGAGCGAUCGACGAAGCGAUUGAAAUCAAAGCUUGGACAACAAGGCGAUGAUAAUAAUAGUAUUAGCCGACGGGAUAUUGUUUUGGAGAAUGACGAUGAACAGUACAUCCUUUCCCUGAACGACGACAAGGACAAGACUUACACCCUUUCUACACUGUCACCCAAAUCGAAAAAGACCGAGGUGUUACGAAAGUCAGUGACCGAGGAAGAUGUUUCGUUUUUCGACAAGGGCUUGUGCGUCUGGAUCAAGGGUGACGAGGCCAAGAAGGACAAGACCGAUGCCGAAAACGAGGACAUGGACAAGGACACCAACCCCGAGAUACCCUGUGACGAAACCAUGUCCAACGACCGUAAGGGUUGGUUCUGUCGUGUCAACCGGUGGAAAUUUGCACCUAGCAUGGCUGAGAACCUCACGACGACUGUUGAUGCUUCGUAG